CAGUACAGUACCCUUUCUCUUUUUAUUUUCUUGGAUGGUGACGUAACCCAGUUCUCAAUUAAUUCAUCCAUCUGUAUGGGCCCCACAGUCACACUCACUCAUGUCCCUCUCCAAACAAGAGACAAUUUUUUUGCCCAACUGGUCCUCCUCCUCCUCCUCAUAUCAUCCCUACUUCCCAUCUUUCAAAAACUAAAAUCAGUAUGCUGUACAUUCUUCUUUUUCACUUUCCAUUUUUUCUUUCUUUGGUUACUCCAUAAUAUUUCAUCAGAGUAGAUUCUUCUUCUUCUUCUUCUUCUUCCAAUGUGUAAUAUGAAGUAGUAAUAGUAAUUUGGCCCCUCACUGUAAUUGUACCUAGUGCUGUCGCUGUCGAAACUCUUCAGGCUAGCUUCUGCUUCUUCAGAAAGGGUUUGCUCUCAAUUACCAUUUCUACUGAUCUGAUCAUGAUGGGCGGUGGUGGAGGGCUGAGCGACAUCGCCGGCGGCGAUCAGAACCACCACCACCAGCUGAAGGCGGAGAUCGCCAAUCACCCGUUGUACGAGCAGGUGCUGUCAGCCCACGUGGCAUGCCUACGUGUGGCCACGCCUAUCGAUCAACUCCCCAUUAUCGACGCCCAGCUCUCUCAGGCAAAUAAUCUCCUCCGCUCUUACGCCGCCCAAAAUCACCAUCUUCAUCAUAAUCAUAAUCCCGCCCAUAGCCAUAGGCAAGAACUUGACAGCUUCUUGACCCAAUACUUGUUGACGUUAUGCUCGUUCAGAGAUCAACUGCAGCAGCAUGUCAGAGUUCACGCCGUCGACGCCGUUAUGGCCUGCCGUGAAAUCGAGCAAAACUUACAAUCCCUUACCGGAGCAUCGCUCGGUGAGAGCACCGGGGCAACCAUGUCCGACGACGAGGAGGAGGAGGAAGAGGACCUGCAAAUGGAAUUCACCAUGGAUCAUCAUCAAAAUCAAUCUGAUCAUGAGCUGAUGGGGUUGGGGUCGUUGAUUCCCACAGAAUCAGAGAGGUCUUUAAUGGAAAGAGUGAGGCAGGAGCUCAAGCUCGAGCUCAAACAGGGAUUCAAAUCAAGAAUUGAAGACGUGAGAGAGGAGAUACUAAGAAAAAGAAGAGCCGGAAAAUUGCCCGGUGACACCACCGCCGUCCUGAAGAAGUGGUGGCUCCACCACUCCAAGUGGCCUUAUCCGACGGAAGACGACAAGGCUCGGCUCGUCGACGAGACGGGAUUGCAGCUCAAGCAAAUAAACAACUGGUUCAUCAACCAGAGGAAGCGAAAUUGGCACACCAAUUCCAAUUCCAACUCCAAUUCCUCAUCGUCUACCACAACUUCUCUCAAGUCCAAGCGCAGGAGAUAA
This is a messenger RNA of Andrographis paniculata, 1346 nucleotides long. Its product is annotated as homeobox protein knotted-1-like 7. Gene Ontology annotation, cellular component: nucleus. The record is from RefSeq and is a predicted model, not a curated record. The coding region runs from base 441 to 1346 and encodes 301 amino acids. Gene Ontology annotation, biological process: regulation of DNA-templated transcription. Gene Ontology annotation, molecular function: DNA binding. NCBI's taxonomy places the organism in Eukaryota, Viridiplantae, Streptophyta, Magnoliopsida, Lamiales, Acanthaceae. The transcript has 3 exons.